Messenger RNA from Geodia barretti, 522 nucleotides. The record is from the annotation of a GenBank genome assembly. Lineage: Eukaryota; Metazoa; Porifera; Demospongiae; Tetractinellida; Geodiidae.
AUGGCAAACAUCGAACUGACGCUGGCAUGUGAAGACUACGACCGCACACGGGCCAUGAAGGACGGCCUGGUGAAGCCCGAAGGCAUCGACUUGAACUACGUGGCCCUGCCGGUGGAGGAGAUCUUCUGGCGCAUGCUGCACUUCCAGGAGUUCGACGCCGCCGAGAUGUCCAUGGGGGCGUACCACGUGGACGCGUCCCGCGGUCAUCGGCCGUUCAUCGCCAUCCCGGUGUUCCCCUCCCGCAUGUUCCGGCACCGUUGCAUCUUCGUCAACACCGCGUCCGGGAUCAAGAAGCCCGAGGACCUCAAGGGCCGGCGCGUGGGCGUGCCGGAGUACACCAUGACCGCGUCCGUGUGGGUGCGGGGCAUGCUGCAGCACGACUUCGGGGUGGAGGCCAAAGACGUUCACUGGAUCCAGGGCGGGGUGGAGCAGCCGGGCCGCAAGGACCGCGUACCCUUCGACGCCACCGGCCGGGGUCGAGAUCGACACCGAGGAGCACCGGACCCUCGACGACAUGCUUGA